Messenger RNA from Daldinia caldariorum, 2380 nucleotides. Its product is annotated as cyclophilin-like protein. The transcript has a single exon. Lineage: Eukaryota; Fungi; Ascomycota; Sordariomycetes; Xylariales; Hypoxylaceae. The record is from RefSeq and is a predicted model, not a curated record. Gene Ontology annotation, cellular component: catalytic step 2 spliceosome. Gene Ontology annotation, biological process: protein folding; protein peptidyl-prolyl isomerization. Bases 188 to 1792 code for a protein of 534 amino acids. Gene Ontology annotation, molecular function: peptidyl-prolyl cis-trans isomerase activity.
CCCGAAACGCGCUGUAUCGAGUUACUUGCACGUCAGUUUGCGUCUAAUAAAGCUUCCAGGUUCUCUGUUUUUAUUUCAACAUUUUUUUUUUAUAAAAAAACCAGCUUUCUCAAAUCAAGCCCAGCCUUUCUUCUACCUCAACCUCCCCAUUGACCGCAUUGACCGUUAUUUGAGGUCGCCGCGCAAUAUGUCCUCCAUCUACAAUCUCGAGCCUCAGCCCACGGCUUCCCUAAUUCUCCAUACGACCCUGGGUGACCUAUCCGUCGAGCUCUUCGCAAAACAGACCCCGCUUACCUCGCGAAACUUCCUCCAGCUAUGUCUCGACGGAUAUUACGAUAAUACAAUAUUUCAUCGUCUAGUACCUGGCUUUAUUAUACAAGGAGGUGAUCCCACUGGGACAGGAAAUGGGGGCGAGUCCAUCUACGAUGGCGGCGCAUAUAGCGGUGAUCUGGAUCCGUGGCCUAUGGAUCAGCGCCGCGGGAAGAACGCUGGACCCACGGGCGUAAACUUCAAGGACGAGUUUCAUUCACGAUUAAAGUUUAACAGAAGGGGAUUACUAGGUAUGGCGAACGAGGGCAAACCGGAUACAAAUGCCAGUCAAUUCUUCUUCACUCUGGACAAAGCCGAGGAGUUGAAUAGCAAGAACACGGUGUUUGGAAGGGUAGUGGGCGACACAAUCUAUAAUUUAGCCCGCAUGGGUGAGGCAGAGAUAGCAGAAGGGACCGAGCGACCUCUCUACCCUAUAAGAAUAACGGGCGUGGAGAUUCUUGUGAACCCUUUCGAUGAUAUGAAAAAGCGAGAAAGGAUUGCCAAGCGUACCCACGAAGCGCUCAUUACGGAGAAGAAGAAGAAAGUUAAAUCUAAGGCGGGAAAGAAGUUGUUAAGUUUUGGAGACGAAGAAGGUGACGACGACGCGCCGGUUCUGAAAAAGGCGAAAUUCGACUCGCGAAUUGUCAUGGAUGCAGAUGAAGAGCCAGCACCCGUUGCUAAGCCGCCGAAGAGUAGUGCUAAUAAGGAGGCCAAGGCGACCGGAUCUUCUAUACCAGUUCGUGAACUUCGAACAGACACGAAAUCGGAAACACGACCGUCUCCACCACCUACAAAGAGCGCACCCAUCCCUAUUCGGGACGAAUCAUCUCCAGAACCAGAACCUCGGAAGAAAUCUGCAUUAGAGCAAGCGAACGAAGAAAUUGCAGCCUUGAAAGUAUCUAUGAAACGGACGAUUCAUUCUGAACCAGUGAAGGAGGUUAAAAAAACAGCAUUGGAGCAAUUAAUUCCGGAGACAUCCACGCGCGGCCGGAAAAGAAGAAGAGAAGGGGGCGAGGGACCUGUUGUAAACGAAGAUUUACUAAUGCUUCAAGCUUUCCGCUCCAAGCUUAGUCAAGCUGGGCCUGAGAAAGAGCAGCCAAAUGUGCGUACGGAAGAUAAUGACACUGAACAGGGCCCUGGCGAGCACGACGACGAAGCUGAAUUAUGCGAUCUACAUUUUAUUGCCAACUGCCAAAGCUGCAACUCGUGGGACAAGGCUGAAAAGGAAGAGAGCGACGAUGAGGGUUGGAUGUCACACGCACUAAGUUUUGCAGCCGAUAAGCUUGGGAAGGAUUUAUCGUAUCGAAAAAAGGCCGAAGAGGAAUUGGUUGUAAUCGAUCCUAGAGAGAAAGCCCGGACGCUCAAGGAAGAGAAGAGGGCGCAAAGAGAGGCCCAAAGUGGAAACUCUGGAAGAGAAUGGGAUCAAGCAAGAAAUGCCAAGUUGGCCAGAGCAUCGGCUUUGGCUGGUAGAGGAGCCAAGUAAAACAUGUUCACCGUAGGAAUUCCCCUUCCUUUUUCUCUUCUCGUAUCUCUUGAGGUUUGAAAAUGAUCAUUGAUACCCCUUGGCUAUAGAAAGUUCUAUGACCUUCUGAGGUUGAAGCCGGCAUGGGUGAUUUACCCUUAGUCUUCGUUGAAGAGAAAAAAAAAAAAAAAAAAAAGGAGGCUUUGCAUUCUGACAAGCUACGUGGGUCCUGUAAACAACGUGCAAAAAAGUGAAAGCCUAUGUUUUGUUAGGGUGUUUUUGAUAUUGCGAUACAAUCGUGCAUACUGCUGAGAAUCGGAAUUUGGUCCUAGUUGGGUAAACUACAGAGAGAGCUGUGGUGCAUUUGGACGCUCGUGAUUGGUGAGCCUAAAGCACCCAAGUCUCCAGCACUCCAGCCUAGCGUUGCAUCGACUGGAGGUGAUGGUCCGGACCUGUUGGCGUUCGGUACAUGGUUCUUAUUAAUAGCUCCACAGCUUCAUAGCUUUGGGUGUAGUUGGACAUGGUUUUGGCGCAGAUUGCUCCGGUACCUACGGAUUGCCAUAUGUAUUAUUUCUCCGCAGUCUAAACAAUACACUAAUCAGUACCCAA